Messenger RNA from Beauveria bassiana ARSEF 2860, 438 nucleotides. RefSeq names its product IDI-2 precursor. NCBI's taxonomy places the organism in Eukaryota, Fungi, Ascomycota, Sordariomycetes, Hypocreales, Cordycipitaceae. The transcript has a single exon. Bases 1 to 438 code for a protein of 145 amino acids. The record is from RefSeq and is a predicted model, not a curated record.
AUGAAGACUACCACUGCCAUCCUUUUCCUCGCCAGCACUUGCCUGACCUGGGCUGCCAAUAUUGACCUCCGCGUCGCCGAAGCCGAAUGCGGUGCGCUAGGCGUCAUGGAAGCGCCCGCCUCGGCCUAUGCCAACGGAGGCAUCGUUCGCAAGUGCCGCGACCACCCUCUGGGCAGCAGCGGCAUCGGCCCCUCGGUCAGCGAGAAGCGCGACGAGAGUACGCUCACCCUCAACAGUCUCGAGAAGCGCUGCAAGACCCCGCUCAAUGGGCCCUGGGGCUGCACCCGCGGCUAUUGCUGGAAGGGCUGCGGCCAAGGCUACAAGUGGUGCUGGACGGCCGCCAACUAUGGCCACGGGCCCUGGGCCCGAUGCACCAGGGGCGGGGACUGCGGGUUUGACGACCUGAGAUUUGCCUGCAGCGGUGGCUGCGGAUGUUGA